Fusarium pseudograminearum CS3096 is the source of this 756-nucleotide messenger RNA. RefSeq lists its product as uncharacterized. The record is from RefSeq and is a predicted model, not a curated record. Gene Ontology annotation, biological process: protein phosphorylation. Gene Ontology annotation, molecular function: ATP binding; protein kinase activity. Lineage: Eukaryota; Fungi; Ascomycota; Sordariomycetes; Hypocreales; Nectriaceae. The coding region runs from base 1 to 756 and encodes 251 amino acids. The transcript has a single exon.
AUGGCGCCUUUGUUGAUUGCAGAUGGAAAAAUACAGAUUGUUGCACAGACCGCAAACAGCGUUGCCUAUGCCGUCGAGAACGAUAGUAACACCGGAUUGGCCAAGGACAGCCCCUUUGUUCUAAAAGGUGGAACAGUCUGGUAUAAAGGGAAACAGGCCCUAGGACCAGGCAAGGAUAUUGAUGAAUCGCACGAAAGCAUCAAGAAAGAAGCAACCAUAUACAAGACUCUGGGACAGCAUGACCGCAUCCUCAAAUGUUUCGGUCCCGAGGUUGACGUCCUCAAUGGCCAAGAUUCGAUACCGAAAGCCUGGGCGUUGCGUCUAGAGCGAUCUCCACUCGACAGUCUUCGAGACAACAUAAUCGAUACUUACAAUAACCCUCCUAGCCAGCUGAUUCGACUUCAACUGGCGCAUCAGUUUUCUGAGGGUGUUGCCCAUCUCCAUCAUAUGGGAAUUAUCUGGGGCGACUUGUCAACUCGAAACGCAUUUCUGUUUGACAACUGGCAACUGAAGCUGGGUGAUUUUGCUGACUCGGACCACAUGAAUGCCUAUCCCAGUGACUGGUAUGGCUGCGAGGACCGCUACUGUCCUCCUGGUUCAAAUAACCCCCAAAUGCAUGAUGUUGGGACCAUGAAUCGCGAGUUAUUUGCCCUGGGUAGUGCGAUCUAUGAGAUAACCGAGUGGAAGCUACCAUAUGGCUCAGAUACAGAAGUGGUGGACGGUGAUGUUGCCAAACAGUUAGUCAACGGAAAAUAG